Molecule: messenger RNA, 987 nt
Organism: Strongylocentrotus purpuratus (purple sea urchin)
Lineage: Eukaryota; Metazoa; Echinodermata; Echinoidea; Camarodonta; Strongylocentrotidae
Product: ER membrane protein complex subunit 10
Exons: 7
Coding region: 25-792 (255 amino acids)
Cellular component (GO): EMC complex
Source: RefSeq, a predicted model, not a curated record
GCCGAGUGCAGUACAGUUUCAAAGAUGGCAGCUCCCAUCAGUGUGAAAAAUUCUUCUCCAGUCACCAUGUAUAUUUUGCAAAUUUGUCUUGUAAUUGCGGCCUUUAUUUCACUAAGCUACGGAAAUCGUAAAGUUCUUGACACCAGACUACCCAUCCACCAUGAUCCAGAAGCCUUCACUACCUACGUACUCGUGGUUGAACAUUCUUUUGAUCAAGGAAUGACGCCUAAAUUCAGUAGCAGAGGAACCCUAAGCUUCCGAUCUAAUAAGGAUGGUCAGGGGAUGUUUGUACAGACAGCUGCGCUGACUGCAGGAGAGAAAAGGAAACUUAAGGAUUUAGCCAAACAUGAUGGCAUAUAUAGGAUACGAGUGCCUACCAGUCUGGAAGCCAGUCCUGAUGAUAGCUCACUCCAGUUUGUUUCUACUUUUACCAGAGCGUGUGCACUUUUAGAGUCCCGUCUCACGGACAACAUUACGGUUAGCGUCGACCAAUCAGGAAACGUUCUGGGCGUGUCUCUUGUACCGAUGGAUGGGUCAUGUGACCGCGACCCCACCGUUGAAUCGUCAUCAUUACUAGAUUACUUCAACACGAGUGUUGCACUUCAGGUUACUACAGCGGGACCAACACCUGAUACACAGGCAUUUGUGAGGAAAAUGGAAGACGAACGAGAGAUGAAGGAGAAAGGAAAAGGACCAGAUAACAGAUCUUUCUUAGCAAAAUAUUGGAUGUACAUCGUUCCUGUGGUUCUGUUUGUCUUGGUAUCGAGCGGAGGUGACCAAGCCAGAAGCUGAGGCAAGAGUAGUCUAAGACUUAACCCCCUGACUGCCAAGCCACAUAGUAUCAUACACUCUCUGUAGAACUCACUUACAGGGAUAUUGUGGCUGGCAUUCAACGAGUUAACAUCAGGGACCCUGUUUCACAAAGCCUUUUUUCAAUGACAAAUGACAAAAAUUAGUGACAAAUCUGCUGAUAACCAAUCAGAAGCG